Fragaria vesca subsp. vesca is the source of this 2142-nucleotide messenger RNA. Its product is annotated as phosphoinositide phospholipase C 6-like. The transcript is spliced from 9 exons. The record is from RefSeq and is a predicted model, not a curated record. Gene Ontology annotation, molecular function: phosphatidylinositol-4,5-bisphosphate phospholipase C activity. Gene Ontology annotation, biological process: lipid metabolic process; phosphatidylinositol-mediated signaling. Bases 40 to 1911 code for a protein of 623 amino acids. Lineage: Eukaryota; Viridiplantae; Streptophyta; Magnoliopsida; Rosales; Rosaceae.
UGCUACACUCGACCAAACAGAUCCUCAAACACAAGACCGAUGUCCCAUCCUCACCCAUCUUCAUCGGGAACCCCAAAAUCCAAAACCAAACAUACCAAGAUCACUUCCCACUCACCAUCAUCGGAGAAACACGACAAGAAGAAGCACAACAAGAUGGGCGACGAGAAUGCGACCACCAACAAUUACAAAAUGUUCAUGUUCUUCAACCGCAAGUUCAAGAUCAGAGAGUUGAGCCCACCUCCCGAUGUCAAGGAACUCUUCUCCAAGUUCGCCGCCGGCGCUGACGUAAUGUCCCCCGACCAGUUCUUUAACUUUUUGAUCGAACACCAGCACGAGAAGGUUUCCUUGGCCGAUGCCAAACGCAUCUUACAUGAGUUCUCUCUCCGGCGACACCAUACUAUGAAGCCCAAGAAAGACAAAGACAAGAAGAAAGAGCACAGAACCGCCGGCGAACACGGCCUCACUCUCGACGACUUCUUCAAUUUUCUCUUCGAGGAAGAAUUCAACGGCCCCAUCAAACGUGAGGUACACCAUGACAUGACAGCUCCGUUGUCGCAUUAUUUCAUAUAUACAGGACAUAAUUCAUACCUGACUGGAAAUCAACUCAGCAGUGACUGUAGUGAUGUCCCAAUCAUCAGGGCCUUGGAAAAAGGGGUCAAAGUGAUUGAGCUUGAUUUAUGGCCUACGUCUUCGAAAGAGGAUGUUCAAGUUUAUCACGGAAGGACCUUGACGGCUCCUGUGACACUUGUCAAAUGCUUGAAAUCCAUUAGAGAACAUGCUUUUGUUAAAUCUUCCUACCCUGUUGUUAUUACUUUCGAAGAUCACCUUACUACCAAGCUUCGAGUUAAAGUUGCAGAGUUGGUUACCCAAAUAUUUGGAGAUAUAUUGUAUUAUCCAAAGUCAGAAGACCCGAUGACAGAAUUUCUGUCACCUGAAGCUUUAAAACAUCGAAUUAUAAUCUCAACAAAGCCACCGGUAGUAGGCGAAGGUAAUGACAAGGAUUCAUCUGAAGAAUCGGAAGUGAGUGACAGUGAUAGAGAAGGUGAGAGCAAAGCUGCAGUUGACAUCAAACCGGUCCAGUCAGAAGCGCCUGAAUAUGCGUCACUUAUAACAAUCCAUGCUGGGAAACCACGGGGUGGUUUUAAAGAGGCUUUAGAGGUUGGUGAGAAAGUAAGACGUCUCAGUUUGAGUGAACAAAAACUAGAAAAGGCUGCAGAAGACCAUGGAGCUGAUAUUGUUAGGUUCACACAGAGGAACAUUUUAAGGAUCUACCCCAAAGGAACACGAGUUACUUCCACGAAUUACAAACCGCAUGUUGGGUGGAUGCAUGGAGCUCAAAUGGUUGCGUUUAAUAUGCAGGGACGAGACAAAUUACUUGAGCUGAUGCAUGGGAUGUUUAGAGCCAAUGGAGGGUGCGGUUACUUGAAAAAGCCUGCCUUUUUGAUGCAUAGGGGUCCAAAUAAUGAGGUUUUUGAUCCUAAAAGGACCUUGAUGGUAACAAAGACAUUGAAGGUGAAAGUAUACAUGGGAAAUGGAUGGCACUUGGAUUUUAGUCAAACACACUUCGAUAGAUUCUCCCCACCAGACUUCUAUACAAAAGUUUAUAUUGUUGGAGUGCCUGCAGAUUGUGUCAAGCACAAAACAGAGAUAAUCUACGACGAAUGGAUACCCGUUUGGAAUCAAGAGUUUACAUACCGUAUGAGCGUUCCAGAGCUUGCUAUACUUCGGAUUGAAGUCCGAGAUUCUGACAGGUCUGACAAAGAUGAUUUCGGCGGCCAGACAUGUUUGCCUGUCUCGGAGCUAAAAUCUGGGAUCCGGUCAGUCCCACUUUACGAUCACAAGGGCGAGAAAUACACAUCUGUAAGGCUCCUAAUGAGGUUUCAAUUCGAGUCGAAUCUCGCACCUGCCUAGUCUAUACUCCACAGCAAUCAUCCUUUUCCAUCAUGGCUUUGUGGCCUUUGUCAUGGUUUUCAAUAGCAUACAGGUACUCGAUGUGUAAUUAGUGAGAUUAUUGAUCAUGUUAUAGGAUUACUUUGUAUUGAAGCCAUGACAUUUACUCGAAAGAAGGUGCUAGUGGAUAGUGGAGUUGUCCACUCUUACAAAAAUCAAUGAUCAGUUUAUCUAAUCAAUCAUUAGAACAGC